UUGCCACUCUUUGAAUCUCUCUCUCUCUCUCGGGACACAUUCCGCCGGUCGAGGACGGAAAACCGCAGUCUGGAAACCGCUGACGGGCGGCCGGAAUCCCACCUGAGAAACCUUUUCGCUCCAGAGCCUCCAGGAACCACGUGCUCGAAGCGGUUUCUCCGGAAGCUUGGCUGGAAGGCUCUUCGAGUUGCGGGUUAGAGUGGGAACGAGGUGAUCGAGCUGGUCUUUGGCUGGUCGCUGGCGGAGGAGCGGUCGGGUGGCGUGUACCGUGCGAGACUCGCCCGAUCGUCUCAUUCUCGCCGUUUUAGGCACCUUCUUUUACCGUCUCCGGGUGUUUUGGGCGGUUGACAUGGACGAUGAUCAGCACGGAUGAGCCCUGGGUAAAAGGUCGAGUUUUGAGGAAGUGAAAAGGCUUUUCCCGUCCGAUUUUCAAUUUUUGAGAAUAUAGUUGCUUUUUAAAGCCAUAAGGCGAGGAUGGUUGUUAAAGCACGUCAAGGUGCUAACGAUUCUGCCAAAGCAGAGGUUGGCGAGAUCGACACCAGUGCCCCUUUUGAAUCCGUUAAAGCUGCUGUCACCUUGUUUGGUGAAGGAGCACUUCCUGCAGAGAAGCUCACCGAAAAGAAACUCAAACCACCUCAUCUCGAGAAAAGAGUUUCAAAGGAGAAGCAGCUUCACUUGGCACAGAAGGAACUGAACAAAUAUAAAGAACAGCUACAGAGUGCGGAAACCACAAAGGCCCAGGCCCUUGAUGAACUAGAGAAGGCAAGGAAAGCUAUCAGCGAUCUGACUGGCAAGCUAAAUUGCAUAAAUGAGUCCAAAGAAUCUGCUACCAAGGCAACCGAAGCAUGUAGGCUUCAAGCCAAAGAACUUGAAGCUGCAAAUUCUGGACAUCCUUUGAGCAAUGGAACUUCAACACAAGCUGCCUUGGAGGACGCACGAGAACGGUAUUCAAGUGUAAUUGCUGAGCUAGAUGGAGCUAAGCAGGAGCUGAGAAGAAUGCGGCAAGAAUUUUCUGCAUCAAUGGAUGCCAGGGCUUGUGCUAUUCAGCAGGCAAUGGACGCAGCUCAAGCCAUUCAAACCAAUACAGAUCUCGCCCAUGCACUCACGAAGGAGAUUACUGCUGCUAAUGAUUCGCUUGCCCGUGUCAAGCAUGCCCAUUUGCAAGCCGUGGAGGAACAUACUAAUAUCAUGAAAUCUGCCGAGGAAUGCUCAUCUGAUCCAGCCAUUGAACAAAAGCAUAAGAAACUCGAAGCAUUGCAGAAGGAGCUUCUAUCUGAAACUGCAGAUGACCUUGAAGCCAAAUUGACUGCAAAAAUGGCUGAAGUAGGAAUGCUGCAGAAGCAGCUCGCUUCAGUCAAAGCUUCUCAAUUAGAUUCUUUGGCAAACAUCACCGCCGAUCUAACUGAAGCAAAGGGAGUCCUCUACAAAGUUGCAGAAGAAGAACAAGCUCAGAGAAAUUUGCUGGAAUCAUUGAAGGCAGAACUCGAGAAUGUCAGAAAGGAGCACAAAGAGUUGGAGGCAAAAGAGGCAGAAGCUGAAAAUAUUGCUGCAGAACUACACCUCAAGCUUCAAAGUGCUCGGGCCGAGCUUGAUGCAGCACUUUCUUCUGAAGCCAAAGGAAAGGGUGCUUCUGAUGAACUUUUGUCAACCCUUGAGCAGCUAUCUUUGGAGACCAAAGAGGCGAAGGCAGAGGCAGAUCAAAUGAGGCUAGAAGCUGAAGACCUGAAAGUGGAGGCAGAGAGUAUGAGAUUGGCACUUGAGGAAGCAGAGAAGCGGCUGAGGGUUGCCUUGAGGGAGGCGGAAGAAGCCAAAGCAGCUGAAGCGAGUGCACUUGAUCAGAUCAACCUAUUGUCUGAGAAGACAAAGGCUGCCCGCGCGUCAACGUCAGAGCACGGAGCUAACAUCACAAUAUCGAAGGAGGAAUAUGACUCUUUGAACGGGAAGGUAAACGAUGCGGACAGUCUGGCUGGGAUGAAAGUUGCUGCAGCCUUGGCACAAGUGGAAGCCGUGAAAGCUAGUGAGAAGGAGGCAUUGCAGAAGCUGGAAUCGAUCAGGAAGGAAAUGGAAGACACCGAGGUGGCAACAAAUGAAGCUAUCAGAAGAGCGCAGAUGGCAGACGCUGCAAGGAAAGCGGUUGAAGGGGAGCUGAAGAGGUGGCGAGAACGUGAACAGAAGAAGUGGGCUGCUGCAGAAUUGCCCCCUCAGGCGCCAGUGAUCCAAAAUAAGCCAGACGAUGUGAGCAAGGUUUUGGCUGCGGCGCCAGCUCCAGGGGCCACCGCGAAAGUUCGCUGGUCUGAAAAAACAGUGAGCAGCAAUAACCGGAAAAUAGAGCGGUCGUCGACCUUGAAAAAGAUAACGCUCUCAAGCUUCAGCGGUAUUUUCCACAAGAAGAAAACUCAGGCGGAAGUUGGGAUGCCAUCCUAUCUUCCUGGUGAGAAGGUCAUGUAAGCUGACGUUGCACAUAUGUCCGGCAAUAAUUUGUGUUUCUUUUUUGUGUUCAUAUGCAUUUUGGUGGUGAGCUAUUUACAUGCACGUUUGCUGCUUUUGGGUGUGUAUAAUCUUGAAAAGUUGAAUGUAGCAUAUUUUGAAUGUGUA
This is a messenger RNA of Nymphaea colorata (pocket water lily), 2595 nucleotides long. Its product is annotated as WEB family protein At5g55860-like. The record is from RefSeq and is a predicted model, not a curated record. NCBI's taxonomy places the organism in Eukaryota, Viridiplantae, Streptophyta, Magnoliopsida, Nymphaeales, Nymphaeaceae. The transcript is spliced from 3 exons. The coding region runs from base 475 to 2448 and encodes 657 amino acids.